UGCUACCAAUAGAAUAUUAGUAAUGGUAAUCUCCACCAUUUCAUAUAAACAGUAGCAACACCAUUCAUAAAUUUCAAAUAUUUAGCAAAACAAAGUCCUUCUUUACGCUCGUCAAAAGAAGUUUUCUUUGUCAUUUUUUAUUAGUUACAAUAAAAAAUUCUUUUUUAAACUAAUUCCAAAUAAAUUCCAACAUAAGUUUAUUGUUGUGAAACCACGUCACAGAGUUUCGUGCGCGCAAAUCAAUAUUGUUAUCAGUUGCAACAUCCUUUUGUGUUUCAGUUUAUCUGUUUAGCUUGGAGUAGUGUGAGCUUUGUUUAAAUGUGGCAGCAGGGCAGUGAUUAUUUUAUUUUCAACGACCCGAGAAUAGACCCUUCGUACGUCAUGGCGCAUAACGCUUUUGAAGACAAAAUCAAAUCCACGGACGAUUUAUCGCAUAAUGCCUUAUUAACGCAAAUCGAUGAAAAUGCCACAAUUACAUUUGAAGAAGCGUUGAAACAAGUUGAUGAAAUUCAAAUUUUCGAAGAGAAACUGAACAAUGAAAUAUCAGAUGGGAAUGUCAGCCCGGACUGCAUUUACAAUGAUUUGCGACAAGAGAGAUACAUGAUAUACCGGCAAGAUCUUAUGGGGAUGACAGUAACGUCAGGGAGCGUGUCGUUGAAUAAAGACGACAAGAACUUGAUAGGAAUCAGCAUCGGUGGAGGGGCGCCACUGUGUCCAUGUCUUUACAUUGUCCAGAUAUUCGACAACACGCCAGCAUCAAGAGAAGGAACGUUACAAAGCGGCGAUGAGCUGGUGGGUGUCAACGGCCAGACCGUAAAGGGAAAGACGAAAGUGGAAGUCGCUAAAAUGAUACAGUCUGCUAAGGACGAAGUAACAAUAAACUACAACAAGUUACACGCGGACCCGAAGCAGGGGAAGUCCCUGGAUAUAAUAAUGAAGAAGAUGAAACACAGGCUAGUGGAGAACAUGUCUUCAGGGGCAGCUGAUGCUCUGGGCUUGUCUAGAGCUAUACUUUGCAACGACACUCUUGUCGCCAAACUAGAUGAGCUGAGAGAAACUGAGAGCACUUAUAAGAGACUUGUAGAACAUUCAAAAAGAAUGUUGAAAUCCUACUUCGAUCUACUCCAAACAUACAAAGCAAUGGGAGACAUCUUCGCUGGUAUAGGGGUGAAGGAGCCACAAGCGAGGGCUUCCGAGGCAUUCUCGAGGUUCGGACAGUACCACAGGCAACUGGAGCGCGAUGGUAUCAAGAUGUUGAAGACUUUAAAACCCAUUUUAUCAGACAUGGGAACAUAUUUAAACAAAGCCAUUCCUGACACCAAACUGACCAUUAGAAAAUACGCCGAUACGAAAUUCGAGUAUUUGUCGUACUGCCUCAAAGUUAAAGAGAUGGAUGAUGAAGAAUAUGGAUACAAUGCUCUACAGGAACCUCUGUAUAGAGUGGAGACUGGGAAUUAUGAGUACAGAUUGAUUCUGCGAUGUCGCCAAGACGCGAGGGCUCGAUUCGCUCGUCUCAGAUCUGAUGUUCUCGUGAAACUGGAGUUAUUGGAAAAUAAAAAGGCACAGGACGUGGCGUAUCAGCUGAGGAAGUUUAUUCAGGGUCUUUCCGUGUAUCACAACGAAACAGUGGAACAACUCAAGGAAAAUUCGACGCUCUUUCCGGUUGAAGUUGAUUUAUCGCAAAACGCUUUCCAAUACAAAUCUACCGGACAAAUUAUACAGGACAACCCUGACGAUGACGAAGAAAUAGAAUACGGGAAAGAAAUCCAAGAAUACCACGACAUUGAAAAAGAGCCGAAACAAAUCAACAGACGUCAGACAAAGGAUGUAGACUCCACUGAAUCGUCAGAACAACUGUUACCAGGCAUUGACACUGUUGACCUCAACGCGUCAGAUGCACCUGACGAUGACAGGUCUAAUCUGACGUUGCUGACGGAAUUAGGUCUAGCUGAUACAGCUAUGCCAAUGGAUAAUGAGUUCGGAGAGUUCCAAAAUGGACUGAAUUUUGCGAAGAAAAAUGACGUAGAUGAUGUUUUUGAUAAUUUGUUAAGUGGUUUGAGUAUGAAUAACUAAAUGUAUGUUGUAAAAUGACUUUUAUUUGUAACAAGCUAAUGCUGUACAAAGCUAAGUGAACUUUGCUAUUAUAUUAGUAAUGGUAGGUAUAAUAAAACAAUAAUUACGUCAAAAUAUUAUAUUUUACACUUAUUUUGUAAAAUUAUAUUACACGUCAGUCUUCCAACCAAUAAACUCCUUGUUUUAUC
Molecule: messenger RNA, 2261 nt
Organism: Manduca sexta (tobacco hornworm)
Lineage: Eukaryota; Metazoa; Arthropoda; Insecta; Lepidoptera; Sphingidae
Gene: PICK1
Product: PRKCA-binding protein
Exons: 12
Coding region: 319-2073 (584 amino acids)
Biological process (GO): intracellular protein transport; regulation of Arp2/3 complex-mediated actin nucleation; positive regulation of receptor internalization
Cellular component (GO): neuron projection; synaptic vesicle; trans-Golgi network membrane
Molecular function (GO): protein kinase C binding; phospholipid binding; protein domain specific binding
Source: RefSeq, a predicted model, not a curated record